Messenger RNA from Ipomoea triloba (trilobed morning glory), 999 nucleotides. Its product is annotated as F-box/FBD/LRR-repeat protein At1g13570-like. Gene Ontology annotation, molecular function: protein binding. Bases 1 to 999 code for a protein of 332 amino acids. The transcript is spliced from 2 exons. Lineage: Eukaryota; Viridiplantae; Streptophyta; Magnoliopsida; Solanales; Convolvulaceae. The record is from RefSeq and is a predicted model, not a curated record.
AUGUCGGGGAGGAGGAAAGAUAGAAUCAGUCAACUUCCGAUAGAAAUACUUGACAAUAUUAUGGGAUUAUUGCCGAUUCAAGAAGCUGCUAGAACUGCAAUUUUGUCUACCAUUUGGAGAGAUUGUUGGUCCAAUCUCACACAACUUAAAUUUGAUCUUCAGUUCUGUUCUUAUGUUUGGAGGAAAUAUUUUGACAGUUAUAACAACACAUCAACCUGUAUGUAUAUAAUCAACAAAGUCCUCAUGCAACACAAUGGACCUAUUCGGAAAUUUGUCUUCGAUUUCAAGUUUGAGCCUGACAUAUCAAUCAGUAAUGCGCCUAAUUCUCGGAAGUUUGACUUUGAUCAAUGGUUCCUUUUUAUCACUCGAAAAGGUGUUGAAGAAAUGGACAUUACUUUUCCAACAACUACUAUUGCAACUUAUGAAAUAAAUAAAUACUUCAGGCUCCCAGAUUGCAUAUUUUCUUGCUUAACUCUUAAGAGGUUGCAUCUCAGCGGAGUAUUAGUUGCACCAACAAUAAAUGCCCCUUGCAUAUUUCCGAAUGUCACUUCACUUAGUUUUGACGAAGUUGUCUUUGGUACUAUUAAUCUGGAUUGUGUUAUAGAUGUUCCUAUGCUUGAGAUUCUCUCAUUUAGCUAUUGUGAAAAUGCGUCAUAUUUCAACAUUAAGGCUCCAAGGCUUGACAGAUUAACACUCAAUGAUUAUGAAAUUGAAGAUGAUAUUGAGUUUGAUGCAAGAAUCUCUGACUCUAUACUUUGGGAUGGACUGCAAAGUGUGGCUAAAGUGCUUACAAUGUUUAACACUUUCAAGCUUAGAUUAUUCAAUGGAUGGAGGUCUGAAUUGCAAUUCAUCAAGAUGCUGCUUGCUCACUUUUCCGCACUUGAAAAGGUUGUCAUUAUUCGUCGGGCGGAUCUUGACUCCCAUGAUCAGUUUGAAGUCAUGCAAAAGCUUUUACAUUUUCUUCGUGCAUCAAAGAAAGCAAAAAUCAUUUACAUAUAA